This is a messenger RNA of Peronospora matthiolae, 1164 nucleotides long. The record is from the annotation of a GenBank genome assembly. NCBI's taxonomy places the organism in Eukaryota, Oomycota, Peronosporomycetes, Peronosporales, Peronosporaceae.
AUGCUUCUUGUCGCUAUUGCAGCCCUAUUCGCAGCUUCCGUGACGCCAGCUGCAAAUGGGCGUCAAGCCGUCGUGGCUGGCAGUACCUCGCAGUGCUUGACCGUUUCCGCUUGUUACGAAGGCGGAGUUUCCGCCACUUCUUGUACCGUCUCCAGCGGUGGCUGUCCCCCCUGUAUCACCUUAGAAGACCGGGGCUGUUACGUCAAAAUCGGGGGCGCGUGUCCAUUCGGCGUCGACUGUGCGCUGGCCUGGGAGGAGGCUGCUCGAGAUGCGCUGCUUUCUAGUGGCAGCAGCAAAACGUCGUCCAUUGGUACAGACUCCAACAGCGACACGACGAACGCAGACAAGACGACUCCUGCGGAUGCGGAUGCCAAAGCUCAAGCUGAUGCUGCUACUUCAGCUCAUGAUGAUGAUGCUAAUGGAGGGAGCCCCACAGGGUCGUUGGCGUCAACGACGGUCGAUACGUCAUUAGAGCCGACGUCCGACUUGAACGGAGUAGCUGGGAAUUCCUCCGUUCCCACGGCAUCCAGCACUUCAGGUAGCACCGGACCGUCGGUUGAAACUUUGAACGGCUCCGGGUCGGACAUGAGCGUCGUGUUUGCCAUUAUUGGGGCUGCUAUCGGUGUCAUUGCAGUGGCUGUUAUCUUUUUGACGCUCGUGCGGCGCUCAAACGCUGCACACGACGAGGACGAGGACGAUAUGGCCAGUACGAUGCGCGGCUUUUCCAAGGGUCCAGUGGUGCAAGGGCCGCAGAGCACGACGGGAGCGGCCGUAUACUCAAGUUACAACGGCAGUCAACAACGGCCGCCUGGUAUGAGUGCGACUAAUGGAGUUGAGAUUGGAUUGGAUACGAGCAAAGGCGUCCCGAUGAAUGCAGUCAGCUACUAUAAUCAGCAGCCCCUACACAACUCUGCUGCGCCAUCGCCUCGCGUCGCAGGGCGGGCGAUUCCAUCGCAGCCGGUGGGAAUUACCCCGGGCACUGGCAUGACACGCCCGUAUGGUGGAGUUCAGAAUUUUGGCACUACUAGUGGAUUUGGUGCCUCUGCUUUGGCAUCUCCUGGCGUUGGUGGCAGUAACCAAGUACCCUCGACACCUGUGCAGCACCAUCCACCGGGUGGCGUGGCACCGUCACCACACAUUCGAAAAGAAUCGUACGAGUUUUAA